Cladocopium goreaui is the source of this 816-nucleotide messenger RNA. NCBI's taxonomy places the organism in Eukaryota, Dinophyceae, Suessiales, Symbiodiniaceae. The record is from the annotation of a GenBank genome assembly.
AUGCCAAAGCUCUUCGUGCCUGUCAGCUACGUGGACGAGCAAGUGGCACUCCUUAAGGAGGAGAUUGCAGGUUUGAAGAAAGAGGUUGAAGACUUGCGCACCGGGAAGGUCUUAACGGCAGUCACCGUGGUGAAAGAGCCAGAUCCAAAUCCAAAUCAGAAAGAGGUGGAAGGCGAGAUCGAUCCCACUGGCUCGCAGAGUGCUGGCUUCGCCGGCUAUGCGUCCCCGGAGCAGCCAAGCUCGCCGCCAAGCCCCACCACGUCGGAGAAUGGGAAGAAGCGAGGGACCCUCCGGGGAUCUUCCACACAGUCGAUCUCAGCGCUCGGCGGAACCCAGACAUUUGCCAUGGUUUGCUUCGACCGAAAGAGCGCUUGGAGUAUUCCCUUGGUCACGACCAUUGACGAAUUUUCAGAUUGGUUCGACGCGACCUUGGCCAUGAUACUCCUCUUAGCCAACGUUCUGAUGCAGGGCCUCUUUAUUGGCAUCAUUCAGGACGGUGCCUUUCUGGGGGAGGACUAUUCCAACCAGGUCGACGUGGCAAAACAGUGGCGCAGGAGUUUUGCUCAUGACUCCAAGUACCUGGACCUAACGGACCGGAGUUUGGCGUCGCGCGUGUGCAAUGAGGACGGGUCUCUGAUCUUUGCAAACGGUCAGGUGGAGGUCCUCGCACAGAUCAAUGCAUUCCUCGGGAUGGGAAAGGACGACUUUGAAGCACCGUGGCUUCAGCCCGGGGUCAUGCUGUCGGUCCUCUGUAUUCUCCUCUGGUGUCUGCAGCCUGGCUCACAGGCUGGCGCUUUGUUUGGCAAUGCAAAUUGA